Paramecium tetraurelia is the source of this 552-nucleotide messenger RNA. RefSeq lists its product as uncharacterized. The record is from RefSeq and is a predicted model, not a curated record. The transcript has a single exon. Lineage: Eukaryota; Ciliophora; Oligohymenophorea; Peniculida; Parameciidae.
AUGAUAAAUGAAAUUGGCACUUCUGAAAAUCUAAUUAAGUAGGAUCAAAUAGAGAUCUAAUUGAGAUAGGUUAAAUUGAAUUUGCUAGAUGAACAGAAUAUUCAAAUAUAAUUAGCGAUUGUAUCUAACCAAAAUGAAAUGAAAUAAGUAACAACAAUUGAAAAUAUUGAAGACAGAUAGAUCUAUAAACUAAAUUAUGAUGCACAAGAUUAAAUUCUAUAGAUCUUAUUGCUUAAUGAUGGUAAAUAAUUAGGUUUUUCGAAUCAGUUAUUAGAAACUUUAUUUACUAAACAAAUUAAUGAAAUUAAGAUAAUACAUGAACAAAUUGUCGUUGGGGUUUUGAGUAUUUAAAUCAUUAAAAGCCAGAAUGAAACCUAAAUUGAUUCUGAAAGACUAAAAGAAUAUUUGAAAUAAACGGGAUUAGAAAAGAUUUUCAUGGUGAUUUUCGCAGAAAUACUCUAAUAAAAAAUUGGGAUAAAUGAUGUAUACAAAUUUGCUGCUCGAAGACUGAGGGAAAUUGGGUAAAAAAUCUUAAACGAAUAAAAAUAAUGA